AUGAAGCUGAAACUCCUCCUUAGCUUCGGCUGCUUGGUAGCCGCUGUGGCUGCAGAUGCCUCUUAUGAGGAUUCCGAUAUGUCAAGCCAGUUUCUCGCUGCGUCAAUGCCCAACUUUCUCUUAAUCAUGACCGAUGAUCAGGAUCUGAAGUUGGACUCCCUCUCCUAUACGCCAUUGACUAUGAAUCAUAUGGCAAAGAAAGGCACAACCUUUGCCAACCAUUUCGUCACUACCGCUCUGUGCUGUCCGUCUCGUGUCAGUCUGCUCACUGGGCGCCAGGCACAUAAUACGAACGUAACCGAUGUCAACCCACCCUGGGGAGGAUAUCCCAAGUUUGUUGAACGCGGGUUCAAUGAGAACUAUCUUCCCGUUUGGAUGCAACAGGCUGGCUAUGAUACCUAUUACACUGGAAAACUGAUGAACGGUCACUCUCUUGAGAACUAUGACAGUCCUCAUGCUGCAGGCUUCAAUGGAUCAGACUUUGUUCUGGACCCUUACACCUAUGACUACAUGAAUGCCACGUACCAGCGGAAUCACGAAAAGCCUGUCAAUUACCUGGGCCGUCACACGACUGAGGUUCUCCGCGAGAAGGCAAUGGGAUUCCUGAGACGACGCUAUAGCUGGUGA
This is a messenger RNA of Penicillium mononematosum, 627 nucleotides long. RefSeq lists its product as uncharacterized. The record is from RefSeq and is a predicted model, not a curated record. Gene Ontology annotation, molecular function: N-acetylglucosamine-6-sulfatase activity; glycosaminoglycan binding. The coding region runs from base 1 to 627 and encodes 208 amino acids. Lineage: Eukaryota; Fungi; Ascomycota; Eurotiomycetes; Eurotiales; Aspergillaceae. The transcript has 2 exons.